UCUAUGUUGCAAAAGCUCCGGCUUAGGUACAGGAAGUCCUUCAGUGUGAGAUCUGAAACAUCGAUCGUGCAUGUGAAGGACAAGGCAUGCAGCACCAGUGACGACAUCGAUGAUAUGGAGGAGUACAACAAUGAUGAUGACUUUGUGAUGUCUUACAAGGACCAGAUGAAGACCCCUCCAAAAGAGAAGAAAAAUCCAUCACUAAUUAAGGUCCAGUCAAGGAAGGGCAGAUGCGUGAGAUCUGUGUUGCAAAAGCUGGGGCUUAGGCACAGGAAGUCCUUCAGUGUGAGAUCUGAAACAUCGAUCGUGCAUAUGAAGGACAAGGCAUGCAGCACCAGUGACGAUUUGUGUGAGGAGCAUCCUCAGGCCUCAGAAGAAGGGUCAAAACCAUCGUUGGUUGCGGUCCCGUCAAGGAGGCACAGAUACAUGGUAGCCAUAUUGCGCAAGCUAGGCGUUCGGUGCUCCGUUACCUCUACAAUCAAUGAAAUGUCUGAAACAACGCUGCAAAAGUCCUGUGACACUAAUGACGACAUCGAUGAUAUGGAGGAGUACAACAAUGAUGAUGACUUUGUGAUGUCUUACAAGGACCAGAUGAAGACCCCCCAAAAAGAGAAGAAAAAUCCAUCACUAAUUAAGAUUAAAACUUGA
This is a messenger RNA of Peromyscus leucopus (white-footed mouse), 648 nucleotides long. RefSeq lists its product as uncharacterized. Bases 4 to 648 code for a protein of 214 amino acids. The transcript has 11 exons. The record is from RefSeq and is a predicted model, not a curated record. NCBI's taxonomy places the organism in Eukaryota, Metazoa, Chordata, Mammalia, Rodentia, Cricetidae.